ACCGAGACCCUUCCAGUGUCGGUGUGGCGCAGCAUCUCACUAAUACUGUUUUUAUUGACAGAGCUUUGAUAGUAGUGCCAUGUGUGGAAGGGGUUUUGAUGGAAAUUCUCCAAGUUGGGCCAUUGGCUAUUUCUGAUUCCUCUUACAAGUAUUUGCCACAGGUGACUGGUUGUAUCACUCACUAAACCACUAGCGAGCUAACGUCUCGUAGAUCCCAGCUUUAUGUUUGGUGUCACAAGGUGAUUCAACAGAAAACAUGUAGAUGUUGAAUGUUGUAAAGCUGCAGCACAAUGUUUAGGGUUAACCUCACUGUAAACGCUGGUUUCAGUGAGGUUCAGUGUGUAGUUUCCAUAAGAAACAAGUUCAUGGCAGCAGCUCUAACAUAAUCCCCUUUCUCUCUCUCAUUUUUGGUGCUCUUCUUUAAACCACCCUAUCCUUUGGUGCAAGCCCCGUUUCCUUGUGUACAAAAAUGAUAUCACCUCUAACUUGUUGAUUUUUGUCCACGUGACUUGGUGCUGGAUGGCUACUGAAUUUAUUAAUUUGGUUUUGUAUGUUUUUUCUGUGAUUAUGUGUGCAUAUCAGAUGACUAGACUGGCCCAGCUGUUACACUACACUAGCCUGAGUCAGGCAUUGUUUUCCAAGCCACUAUCCCCGAUCGGGCCAACGCAGCCUUCAAGGGGGGAAUGUGACCAGGAGAAUAGCCCGCUGAACCUUCCAAGAUGGACACCUUGUCUCUUUUUAUUUACUUUUCUUUUGGUUUAUUUUCUUUCAUACUUUCCCAUGUUGUGCACUCUCUGCUGUCUCUAGAAACUACUACAGUAUUGCUAUUCUCUAGCGUUGUGUUUAUAUUUGUUAUUUUGGUUUGUUGUUUUGAUUAUUGUCCAACCCCCACCCCCCUCUGUUUUUCUGCUACAGCUGCAGCUUGUGUGUGAUUGAGUUCUGUCCAGGUUGCUACGGCAUACCGGUGGGAUAUGUAUCACACAUGGGAUGCUAGAAGGAUCACUAACACUUUACUCUCUUGUCUCCUACCCCGGUUGAGGUAGUGAGGGACUAGACGUUAUAAAAGUGAGACUAAUAAUCAUAAAAAUAGAGUCUUUUAAGAUCUAUUUUUCACUUUGGAUCUGGAGUGAUUUAGGGGGUUUCCUAAUUACUACACUACAGCUUUGAUAGGGAUGUUGAGUAUUUAAUAACAACGCAGAUCCAUUUAACAUGGUUUUCUCUUUGUACUUCCAAAUUCAUGACACAUGCAUUAUUGUUUUGCGUCGUAAUGUGUUGAAAUAUAUUUCCUAGCACUAAGAAACUUUUCAUAUAGGAUUAAGUGGUUAUUCAUGCUCAGUGACUCCAGCUACAAUUAACUGAAUUUUGUAGCUAUUUAGUCUUUUGUUAGUCUUAACCUCGCUCUCUUCUCCAGGAACAAUAGCAGCAGAUUUUAAUCCAGAGUGGAAUCCUAAUCCGUUGUUAUUUAAUAGCUAAGUCUUGGCUAACAUUUCAUACACUUCUUAAAAUUGUUGUUUUUUUCUGUAUCUGAUGUUCUGUGUGCUAUUAGUGAUGCAGCCAUUGGGGUUGUCUUGUGUUGCACACCUUUCCAACACUGCGAAACGAUCGCCCUACGGAAAAGCGCCCAUGCUUGAUAUCGUAUGGUUCAUGACCAAUAUGUUUCCAGUACAGGUGACCCAUGCAUCAAAGUGUUGACUCAUUCUCUGAAUUGUUUUUUUUCUUCUUCUUUUUUUUUUUGAGCUAUGAAAAGAGACAAAAGUUAAGAUUUUGCACUUCAUUGAAAAUAAUAAUUCAGAUUGACUGGGAGAAAUAAUUAAAUAAAAGCACAAUAGGGAUGCUCGGUCUCCAGUAUACCAUGAGUAGACAGUAGAGCACCUGUAGGCUGUAUGGGGAAAUGUAUGCUGUCUUUCUCUCUGGAAUACAGUGCAGACAUAGAGGAGACAGAGAGAAGAGUCCCUCUAUUGCCUUCACUAAUACAGACUUCUGUUUUACAGGGAAAAUCCCAGAAGAAGCCAAGGCCUUGUCACUUUUGGCACCUGCCACUCCAGUGCCCAGUCUGAUACCUGGCGGGGGACUGCUACCAAUUCCUACUUCAGCUCCGCUUCACAAUCUGAACCUUCCCUUAGUGAAUCGGGUGUCAUCUGGUCUUGACGCCGCAGCAUCAGUGCACUCACAGCCCCCCCUCAUGGGAAAUGUGGAUCCAUCGAAAAUCAAUGAAAUCAGGAGGACCGUCUAUGUUGGCAACCUAAACUCACAGACCACCACUGCAGAGCAGCUCUUGGAGUUCUUCAAGCAGGUGGGAGACGUAAAGUUUGUGCGAAUGGCCGGAGAUGAGACUCAGCCAACACGUUUCGCCUUCGUAGAGUUUGUUGAGCAGGAAUCCGUCGCCAGAGCCCUGACCUUCAAUGGAGUCAUGUUUGGGGACAGACCCCUUAAGGUUAAUCAUUCCAAUAAUGCCAUAGUAAAACCCCCAGAGCUGACGCCACAGGCUGCUGCUAAGGAGCUAGAAAGUGUGAUGAAGAGGGUGAGGGAGGCCCAGUCUACCAUUGCUGCUGCCAUAGAACCAGAGACAAAGAGGCGUUCCUCCAGUCGGUCUAGAAGUUUGCGCUAUUCUUGCUCGAGGUCGCAUUCGAGAACACGCAGGAAAAGGUCCCGUUCUAAACACAGAACAUCACAAAGGUCGUCGUGGCCUGCGGUUGACUCCCACAGUGCCCGAGGCAGCCACAGGAGGCGCUCUCACUCCAGAGACAGGAGGCGCAGUCAGAGUCGCUCAAGGGGCCACAGGAGGAGGAGUAAGGAUCAAUCGAGGAGCCCUCGGAGGAAAGCAAGGUCACCAUCUCCAAAAAGAGGUAAAAGAGACAAGAGGAAGGAGCGCAGCAGAGACAGAAAGGACCGCUCCACAUCCAGGAAGAGGGGCCGCAAAGACGAGGACAGGACAAAGAUCAAGGCCAAGCCAGUGAAGAUGGAAAGGGCCUGUGACAGAGAAGACAAGGCGGACUACGAGAGUGACAGAGAGGACUCGGCCACGCCCAGUGAGGACAUGGAGUCGUCCCCCUUCGUACAGCACAACGGCAGCUACAAGACUAACAGUGAGGAGGACACGUCUGUGGGCGCAGAGGGCACCAAGUGACUGUCACAACACUAUGAAAACUGAUUUUGUUCCCUAGGUGGUUUGAGCGCCCACCCUGUGUGCACACAUACAGAAACAGCCAUACGCUGUCAUUUGUAAAAACAUUCUCUUUGAUAAAUUACAUCUUUUGCAACAAUUCAGUAACCGGUUUGUCGUUCUCCCUCCUAAAGGGCAAGUGAGCACUCGGCAUGGCGGAGAUAGACGCCUUGAAAUGCAGAUUAGAAGCGUGCAGUUGCUGCUGAGACUCACCACAGUCCAUCGCCACAGAACCAGUGAUGCCUCUGCUCAUUUGUCCGACGACUAGCAACUUGUCAGUGGAUUUGUCUCUCACGUAGAAGAAUUUUUAAAAAAGUCGCUUUCCAUUUCUAGUGACAUAUGGCCUCUAAGAUUCAGUAUCGGUGUAUACUGUAGUACGUUUGCCAUGCCCUUAAGAUAUGUAGCAACGAUCUGCAUCAACGGUAAAAACAAAAGAACGUUUACAUUAUCCUUCAUUUAUUUGCAAUCAUGUUUAUAGUGUGAGCUUUUAGCUUUGAACCCUUCCAUGCACAGCAUUCACCAUAAAACAAUAUCUGGUUGUUUCUGACACUUGAUGGUGACGAGGAUUCAGGUUCAACACUAAGUGACUUACAAACAGCAGAAUUAGAUCUGAGGGAUGUUCUUUAUCAUUUUAUGAAUCUAACUGAAUCUUCCUACUCACAGUUGGCUGAGAGAACAGUGGUGCCUGUUAAAGCACGAGACCAGGGCUUUAAAAGAUGAAUAAAAAUAAAUCAUUCAGUCUAUUUUCACGUUCCGUUCUGUAUUUAGACUUAGAACUCGU
This is a messenger RNA of Monopterus albus (swamp eel), 3944 nucleotides long. It is a transcript of the gene srek1, whose product is annotated as splicing regulatory glutamine/lysine-rich protein 1. Gene Ontology annotation, molecular function: RNA binding. NCBI's taxonomy places the organism in Eukaryota, Metazoa, Chordata, Actinopteri, Synbranchiformes, Synbranchidae. The record is from RefSeq and is a predicted model, not a curated record. Bases 1892 to 3127 code for a protein of 411 amino acids. Gene Ontology annotation, cellular component: nucleoplasm. The transcript has 10 exons.